UUGUAGCCUAUAUGCCAGGGUCUAUAGCUGCGCUUCAGAUUGACCUGCGGCUGGGUUUGGAGUUUGAAAAAUGUAUGCAGUCUACUGUAGCGCACUUAAAUUAAGUCAUUAAAAAAAUUAUAUACAGACAAUUACCACUUUCUAACCACUUUCUAACGCCCGUGCGUCGGGUGGUUCAUGGAGUGACGUCAUUUUUUGAUAAAUUGAGAAAAAGCAUUAAGGGAAAUUGGUAAUAUUCAUUCAUGUUCAUCUUCCUUCCGUCACUCGUGUUUACGGGUACUUAACGUGGUGUGACACAAAAGCGCCUUCAAACUCACACUGUGCAGCCUGGAAGGUGAGAGAAUCGUUGCAGAAUUUCUUGUGCUGAGCGCCUCAGCACAGACAGAUUCAGUGGACCUGCAACAAAAAGCCAUACAGCAAGUCGCGCCAGUGAUAGCCUACAUUUCAAAUCAACACAUCAUUAUUCAGUGGACGAUGGGAAGCGGUGGCAACACAUCGGACAUUCCGUACUAUUUCUCACAUUUGGCCAUGAUGAACAAUAGUGUUUUUUGUCGGAACUUCAGCGAUAACGUGAGUGUAGAGGCCAAAUGUGAGAGAACAGACAACCUAGCCAAAGACUCGACACCAGUGAUCAUCGCGAUUAUAAUCACGACUCUUUACUCUAUCGUGUGUGUGCUUGGUCUGGUGGGGAACGUACUCGUCAUGUAUGUCAUUAUCAGAUACACUAAAAUGAAAACCGCCACAAAUAUCUACAUCUUCAACCUGGCCUUGGCUGAUGCACUAGCCACCAGUACACUGCCCUUCCAGAGUGUCAACUUCCUGAUGGGGACUUGGCCGUUUGGAGACAUUCUGUGCAAGAUAGUGAUGUCCAUCGACUACUACAACAUGUUCACCAGUAUCUUCACAUUGACCACCAUGAGUAUUGACCGUUACAUUGCAGUGUGCCACCCCGUCAAGGCCUUAGACUUCCGCACGCCCCGUAACGCAAAGAUUGUCAACGUGUGCAACUGGAUCCUGUCCUCUGCCAUCGGUCUGCCUGUCAUGUUCACCGCCUUAACUACUGUAACUGAUAAUGGCAAGUAUGACAGAUUCAUCGACUGCACUUUGAUCUUCCCACACCCAUCCUGGUACUGGGAGAAUCUCCUGAAAAUCUGCGUCUUCAUCUUUGCCUUCAUCAUCCCGGUCCUCAUAAUUACCAUAUGCUACGGGCUAAUGAUCUUGCGCCUGAAGAGCGUGCGCAUGUUGUCCGGCUCCAAGGAGAAGGACCGCAACCUGCGGCGCAUCACCCGCAUGGUCCUGGUGGUGGUGGCCGUCUUCAUCAUCUGCUGGACGCCCAUCCACAUCUACGUCAUCAUCAAAGCCCUAAUCAACAUCCCCAACUCCCUGCUGCAGUCCGUCACCUGGCACUUCUGCAUCGCUCUGGGCUACACCAACAGCUGCCUGAAUCCCGUCCUCUACGCCUUCCUGGACGAGAACUUCAAGCGCUGCUUCCGCGAGUUCUGUAUCCCCCUGAGUCCCUCUGUGCUGGAGCUGCAGAAUUCUUCUCGUACCCGCCCCCACCAGCAGCACCAGCGCGAUCAGCACUCCAGCGCCAACAGGGUGGAGAGGUCCAAUCAACAGGUAUGACUAGGUAUGGAGAUGUUGUCUUUGGACUCACGCUACCAGCCUAACGAUGACAUGAGCUCGGAAGUCACCCAGGUAACCACAGUGCUCUGACACAAAGCUCUGACACAUGAUGCGCCAAGAUACUGAAGUGCUUCGUAGCACAAGCAUUGAUCGUACUGUCGCCUCUUUCUGGAGAGGCUGACGAGUAUUUGAAUGCAGAAUGACACUCCGCAUAAAGCUUUCUGUCAGGUAGCAUUAUUAAAAUGUUGAAUAUUAGGCAGAACACUGAAAUGAAGACACAUCAACUAUUAUGUACACAGUAUCUUUGUAGACUGGUAUAUUGAACAUACUGUAAUAGGAUAAUGUUCUGUGGUCAACAUCAUUCACAAUUAGAAACUGUUGAUUGAGAGCACUUAUGUCAAGACACUAAUUCAAGAAGAUUGUUAUUUAAGGGUCAAGCGGCGAUUCAAAAAAACAAGGUGUCCACCCCACCACUUGUUUUGGUAAACAGCUGAGAGAUGGGACUGGAGGAAUGUAACCACUGUCAAAUAGACAGAGAUAGACAGAGCUAUGGAUGCAAGAACUGACCAUCCAUGAGAUCAAAAUGAUCUGUUUGUUUGUUUACAAUUACAUUAUUGUUUGCUUCCAGAGUCAAUGGCUUUAUAUUAUUAAUCUUAAAGUCAGAAAAUGGAUGUAGCCUAUCAAUCUGCUUUACAUCUACUGUAUGUAUAGCAGCUUUUAUAUACUGUAUGUUCUGUACUAAAUUGUUAUUUAUUAUAUGUGUAUAUGAUGUGCAAGUGGUUUGGGAACUGUCAAAUUAAUCAUUUAUAUUUUAUUUCCGUGUCAAAUCGGCAGUUGGCAACCCAUCCCUUACUGGAUUUACUGACGCAUAAACAAACAUUACAAUGAUUCACAGUGAUUAUUCAGUGAUAAUUCUUCCAGUGUUCUGUGCAGUGUGCACUGCAUACAGAAUGAAAAAUGAAUAAUAGUAAAUAAGGUUAUUCAAGCAAUAAUAAUAACAACCCUAGAGCUGUAAAAAAUAAUACAAAUUAAUUACAAAAGAAAUACAGCAAAUGGCAUUUAAACCCAGUCUGGCACAAAGAGAAGAUUUAAAUCAAAUCUAAUUUUAUUUGUCACAUGCACCAAAUUCAACAGGUGUUCACCUUACUGUGAAAUGCUUACUUACAAGCCCUUCUAUUGUGAGUGAUAUACACAAUCUAUAUACAUAUGUAGACUUUGAAUUUCAUUCUGUCACCCUUUUUCUUUUAUUCCAAGCAUUAUAAAACAAAAUCUGCAAACAGAAAUACACAACAGACAAAAAACUAUUUCAGUUUCUCUUCAUCGCUCAGCCACAUAAUGCCAGGGUAGAUCUGGUGGAAUUUCUGAAAGCGUAUAUCGUGGUAGAAAGGACAAUAGAGGAUAAAAUGAAUUGAGUUCUCUCUUCGAGGUCACAUAGUGUUUCCGCUUCCAUUUCACCACAAACCGACCUGUUUCAAUACACAGAGACAAUAUCCCUGAUCUUACCUGUUUCAAUACGCAGAGACAAUAUCCCUGAUCUUACCUGUUUCAAUACUCAGAGGCAAUAUCUCUGAUCUUACCUGUUUCGAUACACAGAGGCAAUUUCCCUGAUCUUACCUGUUUCAAUACGCAGAGGCAAUAUCUCUGAUCUGACCUAUUUCAAUACACAGAGGCAAUUUCCCUGAUCUAACCUGUUUCAAUACACAGGCAAUUUCCCUGAUCUUGCCUGUUUCAAUACACCAAAGCAAUUUCCCUGAUCUUACCUGUUUCAAUACACAGAAGGAAUUUCCCUGAUCUUACUUGUUUCAAUACGCAGAGGCAAUAUCCCUGAUCUUACAUGUGCACAUAGCGAUCACUUGCUUUUUUGUAGGUUGUACAUAAUAUAUAUAUCUCACACACAAAGUCAGCCUUAAUCAAACAAAAGGUUCUCAAUUUGGGUUUAUGAUUAAUCUCCACCCAUUUGUUUUAAUAUUGCAUUGUCAGUUGUUUUUUAAUCGCAUCUAUGUCUCCUUUAAUUUGGUUUUCGUUCAAAUGUUCACAGACAGGGCACAAUGGUGUCAAGUCAAGUUACCAAUCGUUUUUCCACCAUUCAUUUUUCCCAUAGUGGAUUUAGAAAAACUUAAAAUAAGAGCUGUGUUUCAUGUAGGCUCACCCUGGCAUGAUGUUUUGAUAACCAUGUAAAUCUCUAGGACAAGGAUACUUUUAUC
Molecule: messenger RNA, 3830 nt
Organism: Oncorhynchus tshawytscha (Chinook salmon)
Lineage: Eukaryota; Metazoa; Chordata; Actinopteri; Salmoniformes; Salmonidae
Product: delta-type opioid receptor-like
Exons: 3
Coding region: 475-1626 (383 amino acids)
Biological process (GO): neuropeptide signaling pathway; sensory perception of pain; G protein-coupled opioid receptor signaling pathway
Cellular component (GO): neuron projection; membrane
Molecular function (GO): G-protein beta-subunit binding; G-protein alpha-subunit binding; beta-endorphin receptor activity
Source: RefSeq, a predicted model, not a curated record